CUUAUCCGUUUAUAAUUUCUUCAUGCCAUAUGGUAUAUAUCAAUGUUCCUUCAUGUUAACAAAAGGCAGCCCCAAUCUUUUGUUCUACUUCAAACAAUUUUUCUUACCUUGAGACUUAUGACAGAUGCCAACCCCAAGUGUGAAGGGCGAAGGGUGAAGGAAGAUAGAUAAGCGAUACUAGCUCAAGGGAUUUGUUGCAAUUGUGAGUUUCGUUUUGCUCACCAAUUAGCAUGCAGAUUCAGAUUCAGGCUUAUUGCUUUGGUUUUCAGAUAUGAGCUCCUUCCAGCUCCUUCAAGCCACUCCGCUCUCCUCCGCUGGGCACGCCCCAUCAAAGCCACGCCUCCAUUCACCACUUGAAGCCCUACAAACAUGCUCCUCCAUGGCCCACCUCAAGCAACACCACUCCCACCUCAUCAAGCUCGGCCUUUCCGCUGACAAUGAUGCCAUGGGCCGCAUCAUCAAGUUCUGUGCCAUCUCCGAAAACGGACAUCUCGACUAUGGCCUGCACCUGUUCGAUACAUUGCCUCAGCCUGAUGCUUUCAUUUACAAUACCCUCAUCAGAGGUUACUUGCAACGCCAACAACCUACCCACUGCAUUCUUUUCUACUUGCAAAUGUUGCAACACUCUGUUUUUCCUAAUAAAUUCACUUUCCCUUGUCUCAUACGAGCUUGUUCCCUUGCUAAUGCCAUUGAACAAGGGAGCCAAAUCCAUGCCCACGUAUUUAAGUUCGGGUUUGCCGCAGAUACCUUUUGUCUCAACAAUUUGAUACAUAUGUAUGUAAAUUUCCAGGCUUUGGAGAAAGCUAGGAAGGUCUUUGAGAUGAUGCCUACCAGAGAUGUUGUUUCUUGGACCACUUUAAUAAGUGGGUAUGCUCAAUUAGGUCUUGUUGACGAGGCUUUUGAGAUUUUUGAGCUAAUGCAGGAAAGGAAUUCCGUUUCUUGGAACGCCAUGAUUGCUGCUUAUGUGCAGAGCAACCGCUUUCAUGAAGCUUUUGCUUUGUUUAAUAGGAUGAGGGCUGAGAAGGUGGUGCUGGAUAAGUUCGUGGCAGCUAGUAUGUUGUCAGCGUGUACCGGGUUAGGAGCACUUGAGCAAGGCAAGUGGAUACAUGGAUAUAUCCAAGAUAGUAGGAUUGAACUCGACGCAAAACUUGCUACAACUAUUAUUGACAUGUACUGCAAAUGCGGGUGCUUGGAAAAAGCUUAUGAAACUUUUAAAGGUCUGACUUGUAGGGGGAUUUCUUCGUGGAAUUGCAUGAUUGGAGGCUUUGCAAUGCAUGGAAAGGGGGAGGCUGCCAUUGCGCUUUUCAAGGAGAUGGAGAAGGAAGGGGUGGCUCCCGAUAACAUUACCUUUGUGAAUAUCCUUAGUGCAUGUGCUCAUUCAGGGUUGGUUGAGGAAGGCCGCUAUUACUUCCACUACAUGACUGAAGUUCAUGCAAUUGAACGCAGAAUGGAGCAUUAUGGAUGCAUGGUUGAUUUGCUUGGAAGAGCUGGAUUACUAGAUGACGCAAAAAAGCUAAUUGAUCAGAUGCCCAUGAGCCCUGACGUAGGUGUACUAGGUGCUCUUUUUGGGGCUUGUAGGAUCCAUGGAAAUAUUGAGCUGGGAGAGCAGAUAGGAAAGAGAGUAAUUGAACUGGAGCCGGAGAAUAGUGGACGCUAUGUGUUAUUGGCUAAUCUGUAUGCCAACACCGGCAGAUGGGAAGAUGUGGCUAAUGUGAGGAGAAUGAUGAAUGACAGAGGAGUGAAGAAGGUUCCUGGCUUCUCUGUCAUUGAAUUGGAAGGUGUUGUUAAUGAAUUUAUUGCUGGAGGAAGGGCGCAUUCUGAAACUAAAGAGAUAUAUUCCAAAGUUGAUGAGAUGCUGGAAUGUAUAAGAUCUGUUGGGUACGUUCCUGACACUGAAGGAGUAGUACAUGACCUUGAUGAGGAGGAAAGGGAGAACCCUUUAUACUAUCACAGUGAGAAGCUUGCGAUUGCCUUGGGAUUGUUGAAGACAAAAACAGGGGAAACUUUUCGCAUCACAAAAAAUCUUCGAGUUUGUAGAGACUGUCACCAUGCUAGCAAGCUUAUCUCAAAGGUUUUUGAUCGUGAAAUAAUUGUCAGGGACAGGAAUCGGUUUCACCAUUUCAAAGAUGGGGAGUGUUCUUGUAAAGAUUACUGGUAGUCGAGGUCGGUGGCGGACUGAUUACCACUUAGGAUUUACCUGAACAGAUAGAGAGUGAAUGAAAUGUUUACGUAUCCCCAAGAACCGACUGCAUUUACUUGUACAUGUAGAGCUACAAGUCAUACAGUUCUAAUAAACAUGUUAUUUUUGUACCACUAGUUUAAUUUGCGGCCUUGAAUCUGUUUGUCAGGUUUGUCGUUGAGUGAUUCUGUGUCUGAAUUCCCUCUGGGUUUUAUUGUCAAUUUACUUCACUGAA
This is a messenger RNA of Theobroma cacao (cacao), 2414 nucleotides long. The record is from RefSeq and is a predicted model, not a curated record. Lineage: Eukaryota; Viridiplantae; Streptophyta; Magnoliopsida; Malvales; Malvaceae.